This is a messenger RNA of Yamadazyma jaroonii, 765 nucleotides long. The record is from the annotation of a GenBank genome assembly. NCBI's taxonomy places the organism in Eukaryota, Fungi, Ascomycota, Pichiomycetes, Serinales, Debaryomycetaceae.
AUGAGUAAGUUUAUUAAAGAUGCCUCCAGAAUACGACACCCUGAGAGAAUCAUCUCUGAAGUGAAAGCCAAACAAAUAGAUGUCACAAAAACAGAAAAUAAGUUCGUACCCCUGAAAUAUAAAUCACCAAGCGAAUACUAUAAAAAAUAUACCAAACCAAGGUAUCAUGAAAACACCAUCCCUAAAGAUGCAUCAGAAAUCAAAGGAAUAGAUUCAAUGGCCUAUAAAUGGUUCUACAAGAAUAAGAUGCAAUUUACUAUGCCAAAAAUCUAUAAGGAUCCAUUCAUUGAAGUUACCCUUUAUCCUGAUUAUCAUUUCAUUUCAGGUGCCAGGAAAUCCAAUGUAGCCAUUGCCAGUUUCAAUACCGCUGUUCCUAUUCAGAAUGACUCCGAGAUAGAGAAAGGCAUUUUACAGUAUAAAGGGCAGUAUAAAAACAAUCGAUUCUUCCAGGAAAGACGAAACCCAUUUGAUACUGCAGUGGGAAGAUCGAAAUUCAGAAAAAUGUUCAAACAAUGGCUUGUGGAUGCCAUUCAAGACAAACCAAUUGACAAGUUCAGAGGUGUGUAUUUUGUUAAGGUAUAUAAGAUCCCAGAAUCUGAGCAAGACAAACAGAUUGUUUCGGAAGGAUUGAAAAAAAUGAAACUUCCUCCAAAACUCCAAGAAAUAAGUAAGAGGUUUAAGGGGAAAAUCGAUUCAAAGCCUUAUAAUACAUAUAAUGAAUGGGUGCUACCACUAAGUCAGGUAAAAACCCCAUUCAAGAAGUAA